Molecule: messenger RNA, 1610 nt
Organism: Aspergillus wentii DTO 134E9
Lineage: Eukaryota; Fungi; Ascomycota; Eurotiomycetes; Eurotiales; Aspergillaceae
Product: putative protein N-terminal asparagine amidohydrolase
Exons: 2
Coding region: 295-1359 (354 amino acids)
Biological process (GO): protein catabolic process
Molecular function (GO): protein-N-terminal glutamine amidohydrolase activity; protein-N-terminal asparagine amidohydrolase activity
Source: RefSeq, a predicted model, not a curated record
CUCGCAAGAAGCGCAUAUCUAACUUGAUUGAAAUAACAACCAAAUAACAUAAGCAAGCAUAGACUAUAUAAAAAGAAAAACCAAACCGCCAAUAUUUCCGCCAUCACAAGUUUAACAUCUCAUCCAAGACUCAUCCUCGUCCAACGGGUAAUCCGAGCCCGUUUUUCAUUAUCUUCAUUGUGCAGAUAUCACCAUCAUCUGAAUCCAACUUGCCAUUACCAGCGACUGUGGGGGAAGGCGCCCACCUUAUCCAAACCGGGUUACCUACAGCACUAUCAUCAGCAACGCAGAGAAAUGAGGAUCGCUACGUUGCAAUUCGCCCCGAGACUGGGCAAGGUUGAGAGGAAUAUUGAGCGAGCGAAUGAGCUGCUCAAGAGUGGGAGGGUGAUUGAGAGGGAGAGUGAUGAUGGUGGAAGUGCAAAGGUGAGGACUGGAGUUGAGGGGUUGGGUGUGGAGGUUUUGGUAUUGUCUGAGAUGGCUUUGACGGGCUACAAUUUCCCUUCUUUGGAAGCGAUAAGACCAUACCUUGAACCGGCUGGAGAAGGAGUAUCAGCCAAAUGGGCGAGAGAAACUGCCCAACGGCUGAAAUGUAAAGUGUGCGUGGGAUACCCGGAAAUCGAAAAGACGCAGUCAGAGAAGGAAGAAGAAGAAGAAAAAUGCUACAACUCUCUUCUCAUGGUUGAUGAACAAGGCGAAGUGAUUGUGAACUACCGCAAGAGUUUCCUGUAUUACACGGACGAAACAUGGGCAGCGGAAGGGAAUGUGGAGAGGGGGUAUCACGAACUGAGCAUGAAAGACGACAAGAAAGUCGCGACCUCGUUUGGAAUCUGCAUGGAUAUCAAUCCGUAUAAAUUCGAAGCGCCGUUUACGGCGUGGGAAUUCGCGAACCGGAUUCUUGACUCCAAGUCGCAGCUUGUCAUUGUCUCCAUGGCGUGGUUGACGACGAUGGAUCGGGAAGAAUUGGACGACCUCGCAGGCAAGCCGGAUAUGGAUACGUUUAAUUACUGGAUUCAGCGGCUUGUGCCUCUGAUUCGACAGAGGAUGAAGCAUGGUGGUGAUGGGGAUGGGCCGGGAUCGGAGAAGAAGAUCGUCAUUGUUUUUGCGAAUCGGUCUGGUGAGGAGGAAGGGGCGGAUGGGAAGCCUCCGGUGCGAUAUGCGGGGACGAGUACUAUUAUUGCUGUGACGCAGCGGCCGCUUGGGUCUGUGAAUAAGGACGUGGUGGAUGAGGAUGAGGAUGUGCCGUUUGACGUGAAGAUUCUCUGUUGGGAUCUCAAGGGGGCGACAGAAGAGGGGAUUUGCUUUGCGGAUACCACGGCGGAUCCUGAGAUGGUGUUUCGCCUGGCCAAAGCUUCAGGAUAAGAGCACGGAGCAUAGACCUUGGUGGAUGACUAGAUAAUUCCAUCCGAUAUGAGGGAUAUCAGGUUGUUGAUGUUAUACCCAUCGAUGAGUACGGAGUAGAUCCGAUUCAACAGAACAGUUGCAUGGUGAUCUAUCAUUUUGUUGCAUCGCACUAUUCGUACUUCGUACUGUACUGUUUCCAGAUUUAUUCAGAUAUCGCCACUCCCAGCAGUCGAUCAGCUGGCCAUCAUUUGGAUAAUUGUCAUGAUGCC